Messenger RNA from Hemiscyllium ocellatum (epaulette shark), 1382 nucleotides. RefSeq names its product transmembrane O-methyltransferase homolog. Gene Ontology annotation, biological process: developmental process; catecholamine catabolic process; dopamine metabolic process. Gene Ontology annotation, molecular function: catechol O-methyltransferase activity. The record is from RefSeq and is a predicted model, not a curated record. Bases 401 to 1195 code for a protein of 264 amino acids. The transcript is spliced from 4 exons. NCBI's taxonomy places the organism in Eukaryota, Metazoa, Chordata, Chondrichthyes, Orectolobiformes, Hemiscylliidae.
CUGGCGCGGGGUUGAAACGCGAAGAGCCGAUGCAGACGCGGGAGGCGGAAUAGCCUCCUCCUGCACCGCACUGUAACAAUUCUGUGAUUUAUUUCCACCACCUUCGGCUGAAGGGCGCCUGAUAUACCCGGAACAUUUUUAAGUUGACAAGCCUGAUAACUUCUGUACUGAUUAGCAAUAUUAUACUUUUGCCGCUGGUAGUUGAAGUUUCCUUUGGAAAGUUCAUAGAAUAAUUUAAAAUCGCAAUUGGCCGUGAAAGCACAAGUUUAUUCCGCCACUUUCUGCUGGAGGGCGCCUGACGUUUCCGGAACAUUUUUAACUUGGCAAGCCUUCCGGUCUGUCACGUUCAUGGCUCUUCCGUCAGAGUGGGCUCCCGUAGCAACCGGACCUAAACGCUAAGAUGUGGCUUCCUGUUCUGGCUGCAGUCCUAGUGCCCGUUUGCACUGCUCUAGCGAACCGAUAUCACCACCGGCUGAUCCGCUUCUACCGUCACCGAUUCCUGGGCUGGUUGAGGACCUGUUUGACCGGGAUCUCCCCGGAAGAACGGGCAUUCCGUUAUGUUUUGACCAACUCGACGCACGGGAAGCCUGAGAGUGUACUAAACACAUUGGACGAGUGGUGUGGCAAAUACGAGUGUGUGACCAGCACCGGGCCAGAGAAAGGUCAGAUCCUCGAAUCAGUAGUACAGCGUACUUGCCCAGUCAGGGCUCUUGAGCUGGGAACGAAUUGUGGUUACUCUGCAAUUUGCAUUGCAAGGCACCUCAAACCCGAAGCAAAGCUGUACACUUUGGAGCAAGAUCCCAAAACUGCUGAAGUGGCCGAGGAAAUGAUUCUGGUGGCAGGACUGAAACACUCGCAGUUCCAAGUGGUUACUGGAUCUCCUGCUGAGGUCAUUCCUCGACUCAAGACAUCACCCAGGGUGGAGACAUUCGAUUUUGUGUUUCUGAACCAGGGACAGGGUGCAGACUAUCUGAGGAACCUCUGCCUGCUGGAGAAAGAGGGGCUGCUGUCAAAAGGCUCAGUGAUUCUGGCCAAUAAUGUAACUCACUCAGAGGCAGCUGGAUUCCUCAGUUCGGUCCGUAGUGACCCUCACUAUCGCACCACAUUCCACCCCUGCACUGCUCCUUAUGAGAAGGAUGUCGCUGAUGGAAUGGAAGAGUUAGUUUUCCUGAAGGACAAUGGAGAAAGAAACUAAGUUGUACCUCACUCUCUCCCUGGAGUUGGGAGAAACGGUCAAGUGUUUUUAUUGAGCAGUCUCCCUCAUUUUGAGAUGGCUUUCUUUGGUAAAAUGAAAAUUAUAAUCACAAAUUCCAGCAGUGUAAAGUUAUCCAAUCAACAGAUUCUAGUAAAUAUCAAAAUAAAAACCUUUGAAGUUCUUGCAA